GGGCGCUCCCGGCAGCCCGCGCGGCACCCCGAAGCCCCGGGCCGCCAUGAGGAGGUGCGGCGGCGGGGAGGAGGCGGCGGCGGAGGAACUGGAGACGGAGGGCGAGAGGCAGCUGAAGCGGCUGCUGCGCCACCAGCUGGACACGGCGGCGUCGCUCGAGCAGUGCAUGGCCAAGCGGCACCGCUUCGCGCCGGCGACCGUGUACCGGCCCUUCGGAGAGGAAGCCGCCGGCGCCCGCACCUUGCCGGAGUUCCGGGCCCUGCAGGAGAGCAGUGGGGAAGCGGCAUCUCUGCAGGAGCUGGGCCUCUCCGACGCCGAGAUCCGCCUCUGGAGGCAGCGGGCCCAUAAGAGCCCUGGGCUUGGGGCAGCGCCGGAGGCCGCUCGGGACAGGAUCAGAGCCAUCCAGGAAAAGAUUACUGAGCGCCAGCGCAUCCUCUCCCUGCCGCAGCACUUUGCAGGCAGCAAGUCUCUCAGCAGGCGCGAGAUGGAGAUUGAGAAUGCUCUUUUCCAGGGAACAGACCGCCAUUCCUUCCUGCGGAUGUUGUAUCGCCAAGAUGAAGCUCAGCCAAAGGCUGCCCCCGAGAUGGGCCCAAUGGCUCAGCUGGAUGCGGUUUAUCGGGAGCUUCUGAGCGAACCAUUGUCAAGCCAGAGGCCCCUGGAACCACCAAAGUCUCCCCAGAAGGUGCCUGAUUCAUCAUGCUCUACCCCCUUCAGUAGCCUUGGAGCAGCUCCGCCGGCCGUGGAGCCUGUGAUGGUGACGGAACCUGUAGAGUGUGUGCCAGAAGAGGAGAUACUCCGGAGCCGCCUUUCCAAAGAAGAAAUCCACCGGAUUCCCAGAUUUUCCUCCUAUAGCCCAGGGGAGCCAAGCGAGGUGCUGUACGUGAAAAAUCUGAGUCGCAACACUACAGUGAAGGACCUGCUGCCCUUGUUCUCCCGCUUCCAAGAAAAGAAUGGCCCCCCUCUUCGUUUGCGCCUGCUGAAUGGGCGCAUGAAAGGCCAGGCUUUCCUCACCUUUCCCAGUAAGUACCUGGCCUCUGUGGGAGGGGAGGGCCGGGCCGGACUCUCCUCUCCUCCACUAUGUUUCCUUCUCUGGCCAGCCGUGUCCCAGGCCCAGGAAGCUUUGGAGCUGCUCAACGGGUUCCUCCUGCUAGGGAAGCCACUCAUCCUUGAGUUUGGUCGUAGUGGGAAGCCGGCUUCUGCCCUGGGCCCUGGAAUCAACUCUGCACUCCAGAACGACGACAGCCGGUCAGACAAAUCCUAGACUGUUGGGGUAGCUUGAUGGCUUUGCCUGCAGACAGAGAAUACUGGACGAGGCCUGGCAGGAUCUGUUGCCGCUGGGGCUCUGGGCGCCCCUUUGCUUUUAUGUACAGAGGGAGCCGACUGCACUUAGGGAGCAGGGAAUAAAAGUGGUCAAGCUG
Messenger RNA from Ahaetulla prasina, 1418 nucleotides. RefSeq names its product RNA binding motif protein 41 (gene RBM41). The coding region runs from base 47 to 1261 and encodes 404 amino acids. Gene Ontology annotation, biological process: mRNA splicing, via spliceosome. The record is from RefSeq and is a predicted model, not a curated record. The transcript has 6 exons. Gene Ontology annotation, cellular component: U12-type spliceosomal complex. NCBI's taxonomy places the organism in Eukaryota, Metazoa, Chordata, Lepidosauria, Squamata, Colubridae. Gene Ontology annotation, molecular function: pre-mRNA intronic binding; U12 snRNA binding.